UGAGCUACCUCCAACACACAUAGAAAACAUAAGCUUCCAAGUUCUAAACUUGUUCAUUUCCUCAAAUUCCUCACUCAGAGAAAGACACAAGGCAACGAGCAUGGACAGCAGCAACACCAAUCCUUCUAAUCUGAGUUCAGAAGGAAAUGAGCAAGAAUUCCGUUCCUACACUGCAUGGCUUGCAGCCCUUGCCUUUUUGCUUGGUUUUCUGCUUACACUCCUCGGAUGGAAGUAUCAAAACCCAGGGGUCUCUGUAUUUGACACACAUCGUGCAAUCAUAUUGCUCUUGAUAUUAAAUGUAUGUGCUUGCACCAUAUCAUUGGCAAUGAUAAUAGUACUACCAACUUCCAACAAAACUCAUCUCUCUUUCUUCAAGAAUGUGUUUCUCUUCUCUGGGGUUUUUGCAUGUGACUUGGUUUUGUUGGUUCUCAUUCCUCCGCUCGGAUGGUUCAUCUUCAUUAUAUCUGCAUCUGUUCUUGUAUGGUUGCUUUUUGCCUCACACAAACUGAUUCUUCGAUGCUGUCGACAAACUCUUGAAACAAUGCGGCACUCCACUUCCAAGGCAUUCCAGAGUUUAUGUGAUUGGUUCCCACAGAGUUCUCAAUCAGUUUGGAGAGCACAUUCCCAAGCAUCUACUGGACCUUCGAUGCCAACUCCCAAAAUGAAGGAGAACGAGAAACAUGUGUUUGGUUCGACAAAUGAUGUCUAAUUGGAGAUUCGCCUUAAUUUCAUCUUUUUUGCUUUGGUAAUUGUAGAAUAUUUUAAGAGUAUAAUAACUUGGUAAUCCUCCUCUCAUAUAACAUGGUUCUUACUUAUUAAAUUUAUGAUAUAAUGGGAUCCAUCGUUCAUGUGAAAAGAAUACCACAACGUCAUUAUCUAAGAGUGUUGAAUAGUUUUUCCUUAUUUAAUAUAUUUGGUGUACUACGAGUCUCUAUAUGUUUUGUAUAUUUCGUGUACUAUGAGUU
Quercus robur (English oak) is the source of this 965-nucleotide messenger RNA. RefSeq lists its product as uncharacterized. The transcript has 2 exons. The record is from RefSeq and is a predicted model, not a curated record. Bases 101 to 709 code for a protein of 202 amino acids. NCBI's taxonomy places the organism in Eukaryota, Viridiplantae, Streptophyta, Magnoliopsida, Fagales, Fagaceae.